This is a messenger RNA of Epithele typhae, 1302 nucleotides long. RefSeq names its product phosphoglycerate mutase-like protein. NCBI's taxonomy places the organism in Eukaryota, Fungi, Basidiomycota, Agaricomycetes, Polyporales, Epitheliaceae. The coding region runs from base 1 to 1302 and encodes 433 amino acids. The transcript has 5 exons. Gene Ontology annotation, molecular function: acid phosphatase activity. The record is from RefSeq and is a predicted model, not a curated record.
AUGAUGAAGCUCUCGCUGUGGCUCGUCUCCGCCGCGCUCGCUGCCGUCGCGUCCGCCGCCGCCCCCGAGGCCCGGGGCUCGUUCGACUACGCGGCGCACCUCGGGAACCUCUCGCCCUACCGCUCCGCGGCCGUGCCGUCCGGGAUGACCACGACGCUCCCGGACGGGUGCGUGGUGGAUCAAGUCAUGCUCGCGGCGCGCCACGGCUCGCGCUACCCGCUCUCCUCUGAGCUUACGUCGAUCACGGGCCUCGUCCAGGCGCUGGGCAACGCGACGGGCGCGGUCGCGAAGGCGCGGCUGCCCGCCGACCUCGCCUUCCUCAAGGCCGGCUACACGAGCACGCUCGGGCACGACGACCUCACCGCGCCCGGGCGGCUCCAGCUCUUCCAGCACGGCGUCGAGUUCGCGCUCGCGUACCCGCACCUCCGGGCGACGGGCGUGCUCGCGGGCAACCAGGACCGCGUGCUCGAGAGCGCGCAGUGGUUCGCGCAGGGCUACUUCGGGCGCGGGUGGGGCGCGAUGAACGCGUCCGCGUUCGCGACGAUCAACGAGGACCACGCGACGGUCUCGUGGAUCACGCCGACGGGCACCUGCAAGAAGUGGGACUACAACUACGGGAACAACGCGACGAUUGAGUGGGGGAGCGUGUACCUGCCCCGGAUCGCGAAGCGGCUGAACAAGGUCGUGCCGGGGGUGGGCUUCACGACGGACAACGUGCACGGGGCGCUGUACGCGUGCGCGUACGACCUCGCCGCGCACGGCGUCUCGCCCUGGUGCGGCGCGUUCACCCCGGCGGAGAUCAAGGACUUCGAGUACGAGCUCGACCUGCUCAUGGACGGCGCGUUCGGGUACAACCUCCCCACGCCGAUGGGCGCCGUCCUCGGCGGGCUUUACGUCCAGAAGCUCGUUGAGCGGUUCACGAACGAGACCGGGACGGCCUCGCCGAUGUACCUCGAGUUCGGGCACGACACCACGAUCGACCUCGCGCUCACCGCGCUCGGCCUCUUCGCGGACAAGCCCCCGCUGUCCGCGUCCGGCCCCGCGCGCGCGAGCCGCAAGUUCCGCACGUCCUCCCAGGUGCCCUUCGCGGCGAAGAUGGUCUGGGAGCGCUUCGCGUGCGGCGCGGGCGGCGCGCCGCAGAUCCGGCUGCUGCUCAACGACGCGCCGGUGCCGCUGGCGAUGUGCGCGAAGACGGAUAAGAGGCUCGGGUCGUGCGCGCUCGCGGACUUUGUGCACGCGAACGCGGCGAGCGUCGAGCACGGCUGGGGGGACGCGCGGUGGAACGCGACGUGUGGGAUGUGA